This is a messenger RNA of Oppiella nova, 2310 nucleotides long. The record is from the annotation of a GenBank genome assembly. Lineage: Eukaryota; Metazoa; Arthropoda; Arachnida; Sarcoptiformes; Oppiidae.
UGUUAUUUAGUUUGUGUUGUCUAUUUAUUUCUGUUUUAAGUUUCAUAAAAAAUAUUCAAACUUUUUAAUUAAAUGAUGCCCCGGACUAUGAACAAUAAGUAUUGUGUGGUGUGUGGCGAUAAAGCAACAGGCUACAAUUUCAAUGCACUCACGUGUGAGUCCUGUAAAGCAUUUUUUCGUCGAAAUGCUCUCAAAAAAAUACCAAAAUGCAAAUUCCAGUCCAAUUGUGUCAUCGAUAUAGUCAUGCGACGGAUGUGUGCUUUUUGUCGCCUAAAUAAGUGCAUUGAGUGCGGCAUGAAAAAGGAGUGGAUCUGGAACGACGAGGCCAAGGAAUGUCGGCGCAUGAAAAUUGAACAAAACCGCAAUAAACGUACGUAUGAUGACACGAUGGACACGAUGGACACUCCCGGUGCCAUCAUCGGGCACCCCAUCACCAGCGCCACGGCAAACAUACCCAACUACCCGGCCAACACCCACCGCAUAGGCAUCGACUUCGAGCGCUUCUCAUCAUCGAUAUACCAGAAAGCGGUGGAACUGGAGCUGUCGGUCAUACCCAUCGCCCGACCCAUCAACGACUUCAGCCACUCCUACAACGAGUUAGAGUGCAAUCGUCUGAACGAGUUGUUCAACGCCACCAAACAUGUCGGACACCAGAGCCACACGUCUUACCCGACAUCCGAGGCCAAGACAAUGCACGACAUCCUCUACGCCCUCGACUUGAAAUGCGUCGAAGAGAUUAAAAACAUAAUCCGUUUGUCAAAGAUGUUGAUCGCCUUCAACAACAUCUGCAAAGAGGAUCGCAUUAAACUCAUCAAACACUCCUGCAUUCAGAUUUACACCAUGCGAUCGGCCACUUAUUAUGACACACACACCGAGAGUUGGAAUAUGAAGCUGGAUACCCGGAAUACAGUUAUGUUGCGAUUGGAAAAUAUCCGCACAAAUAGUGAAUCCGUUUAUUCGCGACUUAAGGAGUACUUAAAGGUUUUGAAGUAUGAAUUGGAUUCCGAUCAUCGAGUGCUUGAUUUGGACUUUAUAUGGGAUGACGAGGCUAAAAAGUCCCGCAAAUUAAAAAUUGAAUUCAACAAGAUCAAACGUGAUCUGGAGGACUGUUGCACCACCAAUGAUAGUACACUAGUGUCAUCAACCACUCCAGACGUUCAACAAGAUAAUCAAUCUCGUGGUCUAGCUAUAUCUGAUGACAAUUUUCAAUGUCAAUACCGUAAAUUUGAGCAAGGCCUAUCAAAUAUAUUUUCCAAAAUCUAUGAACGGGCCGUGGAGUUGGAGUUAUCGGUGAUUCCCAUCGCAAUGCCUAUCAGUGAAAGGCGACAAACAUUUAAUGAGAUGGAAAUGAGUCGUUUGAAUGAAUUAUUUACGGCAACCAAACUGCUCAGGAAUGUACUGACGGCACCGACAGUCAUACCCGAGACUACUGAUGAAAUCUUUAUGACCGCCGAUACUAAAUGCGUUCAAGAGAUCAAAAAUGUGGUCAAUUUCUCAAAGAGACUGGUCAGUUUUAAUAACAUAUCUGAGCAUGAUCGCAUUCACCUAAUCAAGAACUCGAGCAUUCAGCUAUUUGCUAUGAGAUCGGUAUCUUAUUAUAACCCCGAUGAUGGAUGUUGGUAUAUGGACCUGGUCAACCCGACAUUUACCAAGGUGAAUGGCGUGAAUAAAAUCCACAAUAAAGGACCGGGCUAUUUUAGCAUAGAGAAUGCCAAUAAGACAACGUCCGGCACUUAUGAAUGUAUCGUAUAUUUCAACAAAAAUAAGGAAUUUUACGCCAAAAAGCUAAAGAUCUCCAUAACUGACGACAUGACUAGACCUCCCGUUCCCAUGUAUGUCACGCAAAAGCCCGAACCUCCGCCCAAAGUUAAGCUAACGGUGGCGCCCAGAGUAUUCAAAACAAACGGCAGUAUUAGUGUCUAUUGUGAAACACAAUUAAUGGCUGGCAAACAGGGUCUUAUCCAGUUGGCACUGACCAAGGAUCAUCGUGUAUUUGCCUCGGUCAACUAUCUUGGUCAACGCACAUUUGAUAAGACUGAUGGCAUUAAGAAUUUAACCUGGGUGCAGGCAACCGUUAACCCACCACGGAUUAACCUGAGAAUAAAUAACGCCACUAGAUAUACAUCAGGAAUGUACCAAUGUCAACUCACCUAUAAGAAUAUGACCACGGGCAUUAGUUUCCAUACGAUGUCCGUGCAACAGUCCAUACGUAACAUUAUGGUGGCCGGAAGUCAUGUCUUACUCUAUAGAGAGGAUGACGCCAAUGAAUACGUGAAGACAUUGCGAGAUAAAUAUCAGAUCCCGUUAUAA